Sardina pilchardus (European sardine) is the source of this 1416-nucleotide messenger RNA. Its product is annotated as ras-related GTP-binding protein C-like. The record is from RefSeq and is a predicted model, not a curated record. Gene Ontology annotation, cellular component: Gtr1-Gtr2 GTPase complex; lysosome; nucleus. The coding region runs from base 241 to 1389 and encodes 382 amino acids. Gene Ontology annotation, biological process: cellular response to starvation; negative regulation of autophagy. NCBI's taxonomy places the organism in Eukaryota, Metazoa, Chordata, Actinopteri, Clupeiformes, Clupeidae. Gene Ontology annotation, molecular function: GTP binding; GTPase activity. The transcript is spliced from 7 exons.
UUUGUCUACACAGGGAACGCCAGGUUGUUAGUUAACCCUGUGUACAAUAAGUGUAUCCAGCAAAAUGACAGGUACGAUGUGGAUUCGGUAACUGCGACAGUAGCUGUACUUAUGUCGUAUCCUGCUCGUGUGUUGACUGGUUUGUUCCAUUUGCUUUAAAGGGAACGUUAGCUGUCGCGGUGGAGCCUGUAAUCCAGCUAGAUAGCUAGCUAGCAUAGAUAGUCAAGAAAGCAAAUCAAAAUGUCGAUUCAGUAUGAGGAACCACUGGGAAGCUACAGUGGCGACUCUUUGAAAGACUUCGACUAUGGAGUGGACGAACCCGACAUCGAGGACAAUUCACCCUCCUCUGAUAGCAAACCAAGAAUAUUACUAAUGGGUUUGCGACGGAGCGGAAAGUCAUCUAUUCAGAAGGUGGUCUUUCAUAAGAUGUCGCCCAAUGAGACCCUGUUCUUGGAGAGCACUAACAAAAUCUACAAAGAUGACAUAUCGGACAGCUCCUUUGUAAAUUUCCAAAUCUGGGACUUCCCAGGUCAAGUGGACUUUUUUGACCCCACCUUUGAUUAUGAGAUGAUUUUCAGGGGAACUGGGGCUUUGAUCUUUGUGAUAGAUGCACAGGAUGACUACGUUGAAGCCCUAGGCAGGCUCCAUCUUACGGUCUCACGAGCCUUCAGAGUGAACCCAGACAUCAACUUUGAGGUCUUUAUUCAUAAAGUGGAUGGCUUGUCUGAUGACCACAAAAUUGAGACCCAGAGAGAUAUACACCAGAGAGCCAACGAUGACCUAGCAGAUGCCAGUCUAGAGAAGCUCCACCUCAGUUUUUAUCUAACCAGCAUAUAUGAUCACUCCAUAUUUGAGGCCUUCAGUAAAGUAGUUCAGAAGCUCAUCCCUCAGCUCCCCACACUAGAGAACCUCCUAAACAUCUUCAUAUCGAAUUCUGGGAUUGAGAAGGCCUUCCUGUUUGACGUUGUCAGUAAGAUCUACAUCGCCACAGACAGCUCCCCUGUGGACAUGCAGUCAUAUGAGCUGUGUUGUGACAUGAUCGACGUUGUCAUAGAUGUUUCCUGUAUUUAUGGCCUCAGAGAAGACGGCAGUGGAAGUGCCUAUGACAAAGAGUCUUUAGCCAUUAUCAAGCUCAACAACACCACAGUCCUCUACCUGAAGGAGGUCACCAAGUUCCUGGCACUAGUCUGUAUUCUAAGGGAGGAGAGCUUCGAGAGAAAAGGUUUGAUAGACUACAACUUCCACUGUUUCCGCAAAGCCAUCCAGGAAGUGUUUGAAGUGGGCAACUCUGUCCAAAGAUCGGGCUUUCUGGACGGCAGCCCGCCGACUAGCAGCCUAGCCAGCCUGAAGGCAGGAACUCUCAAUGGCACCCCCAGGAAUGUUGUUUGAUGUUUGGAACAGUGGGGGCAAGGAGAC